This is a messenger RNA of Paramuricea clavata, 932 nucleotides long. NCBI's taxonomy places the organism in Eukaryota, Metazoa, Cnidaria, Anthozoa, Malacalcyonacea, Plexauridae. The record is from the annotation of a GenBank genome assembly.
AUGGCGUAUACUGUAUGUUUUCUCUCUGCAUUGUAAAUAUCCCUGCAUAAGACCCAAGAACGCUUUAAUAAUAUUGAGAAACACUUUAGCGUAUAAAAUACUGCAUUAAUGAACAAUUUUAAGCAAACUUUUCGCCACAGAUUUGCCAUAUAUUGUCAUAUAUUUGCGAGCAACAGGUCCAUUACUUCAUGUAAUCAUUUGAUUGCAGGACCUACCGGUUGAUCACUUGUUUCCAUCCUACCAAACUGACGUUGCACACCUCAUCUAGUGAGCUUUAAGGUAAACAAUUUGGUUUAAUUUGGUUUGCGUAUGGAUAUGGAUAGGGUAAAAGAGUAGGGUCAGGGUUUGUUUUAGGGUUAAUCUCUGGGUUUAUAUAAUUAAAAUUUAUUUUAAAGGCACUGAGCUAUAUUUUACUAGUAAUAUAGUGAUAAAAUGAUGUCACGUCAGUUUGAGAUGGAAACAAGUGGUGACCGUAAUUUAUGCGGUAAAUUCAUUCUUCAAGCUUUGCUAAAAACAUCCAGAGUUAAACAAAAUUUUACUCUUUUUGUUCAUCGUGCUGCAAAACUGACUGAAAUGGCACAUUUUACGGUGAAUUGCAGCAAGAAAGGCAAAAAUAUGAGGUGUGUGAUCACCUAAGUCAGGCAAGUGUCACCAAGCACAGUCAGUUGUCAAGACCAAAUACCAUAGAGGAAAUUCGAAGGAAAAGGAGCAAGAGACGGAGAAAAAAUCAUCAUGAAGAGAGAAAGCUAUCAACAAAAGCGUUAAAGAGAAAAUUAAGCGAGAAAUUUAGGAGUAAUCUACGACAAGUAAAUGGGAAAUUUGUGGAGAAGCUUGAAGCUGAAAAGAAUCGGGCGGAUGAGAACAGAAGAAAGGCUGAACACUUCUGGAGAGAGGGGCACAAGGGCAAGUCAUUGAAACAACAGGAAAUGUAA